AUGGCUCACCACCAGCUUCCGGACUUCGAAGAAGGCAAAGAUAAGUGGACGCCAUACCUUAUUAAAGUCGAAGCAUACUUCGAAGCGAAUGCCACUGAAGACUCGACUAAGAAAAGAGCAUUGCUGGUGGCUGCCUUAAGCACGCACACGAUACAAGUAGUGGCAGGGAAGGUGGCUCCAGGCAAGCCGAAUGCGCUGACUUAUGAAGAAGUCGUGGCAGUGUUGAGUGAGCACUACGAUCCCAAGCAACAUGAAAUCACAGAAAGUUACAAGUUUUUCAGUCGGUGUCAAGCGGUGUCAAGCCCAUUAAUGAAUUUCUAUGUGAACAGCAUAUUCAACGACUUCCACGACGUGUUUUCCGAGGAACUGGGGCUUAUCACAGGCCCUCCGGUCAGUCUGCACCUAAAUGAAGGCGCCGUACCUAAGUUCUACCACCAGCCGUUGCUGGGCCUGUUGAGGUCAGACAGGCAGACGCCCACCAUGGCCGCUGCCCUGAUACAACGGUGGGCGCUUCAGCUGGCGGCCUACCGGUACCAGCUGCAGUACGCCCCAGGAUCAAAAGACGACCAAGAGGACUGGCUGCCGCUACCAGGAAGUGACGUAUACGCCCGCAAUUAUGGUGCAGGCAGCAAAUGGACGCCUGGCAAUGUCAAGGCGACGUCUGGAGCGAGAAUGGUGACCGUGGACACUUCGGACGGGGUCGUCCAACGGCAUGUAAAUCAGCUUCGCCCGCGACAGAACUCACGAAGUGCUCGCUGCCACCAGUUGCAGCGAGCAAGACCAAGCAACAGAAUGAUCGCCUCCGGCCGCGGGGAGCACGGAGGACUGCCUGUCUUCUGGCUUCCUCCCUAA
Messenger RNA from Rhipicephalus sanguineus (brown dog tick), 852 nucleotides. RefSeq lists its product as uncharacterized. Bases 1 to 852 code for a protein of 283 amino acids. The record is from RefSeq and is a predicted model, not a curated record. NCBI's taxonomy places the organism in Eukaryota, Metazoa, Arthropoda, Arachnida, Ixodida, Ixodidae. The transcript is spliced from 4 exons.